UGGAUGGCCUGCUGGUGUUUCUGCAGCCAGAGCACAGAGUGUGAUUUUUCUCUCAAACUUUUUUUUCUCCUCUCUUUUUCAGUUUUUAUAAUUGAACAAUCAUACUGUGGCCACAUCCUUUGCCUUACUUCAUUUGUUUCCUGAGGAGUAACUGUGCCUUCUGCCUAGUUUUUUGAUUUAUUUAUUUUUGAUAGAUUAGAAGAAAACAUGGCAUCCCCCCAGCAUCAUCAACUGUUGCCUCACAACACAGAAGUGAGCUGUGACUCAAGUGGAGAUGGAGGCGUCUCGGUGAGAAUUGGCAGUAGUGUCAAACACAAGCACGGAGGCGGGCCGCUGGGUUCAAUCGGGGGAGGCUUCAUUGGCGGAGCCAAGCACUGCAAGUACAGUAUUUCCUCUAGCUGUAGCUCUGGGGAGUCCGGAGUGAGGAGGCCGGUGUCAGAGUUUUCGUGCUCACAAAAGAUGCCUCAGCUUUUUGAGAGAUCUGCAGGCCAUUUCUGGGACCCAAAGUUUGAUUCUUCUAUCCUGGAGGAGGCCUGUAGAGAACGGUGUUUCCCUCAGACCCAGAGGCGCUUCCGCUAUGCUUUUUACCUCCUAGCAGCUGGUUUGCUCUGGGGAUUUUACUUUGCUGCCAACCCAUCUCGCUGUGAUAGGGCUGCUUUUCUCCUACCCACCGCUUCCUUCCUUCUUUUCUGCUUCAUCCUCUUCCUCUUAACGUUUACCAAACUGUACUCUCGCUGCUACAACCAAGCAUCUCUCCUGCUCAUCUUUGUAACCUUCAUACUGACCCUGGCCCCCCAGAUCCAGACAUCUGGAUUCAAGGAUCCUGAAAGUCCUGCACCAACGCUUGAUGUGGAAGAAUUCAGUGGAAUAGGGCCCACCUACAACAUGUCAUAUGAAGCACUAGUGGGAGAUAGCAACUGGUCUCCCUGCCUUUCUCCUGUAGGCACCUUCUCCCUUUGUAUUGAGGUUCUUCUGUUGCUAUACAGCGUUCUCCAUGUUCGCCUCUAUGCCUCUGUCCUCCUUGGGUUUCUCUACUCUAUCUUUUUUGAGAGUUUGGGCUGGCUGCACCUGACUCAGGUAGGCGAAAAGUGGAGCUUAGCUGCCCCAUCAGAUUGGGAUACACUAAGGUGGUUGGGUCCAGCAAAAGCCUUGCUUCAUCUUUGCGCUCAUGCCAUCGGUAUCCACCUGUUCAUCAUGUCUGAGGUGCGGUCACGGAGCACCUUCCUUAAGGUUGGACAAGCGAUCAUGCAUGGCAAAGACCUGGAGGUGGAAAAAGCUUUGAAGGAACGAAUGAUCCACUCUGUUAUGCCCCGAAUCGUGGCUGAUGAGCUAAUGAAGCAGGGCGAUGAGGACUUAGGCGAUCAUUCUGUUAAGCGUUACUCCACCAGUGGUGGCAGCUGCUGCCAUUCCAGCCCUAAAAACAAUAAACGCAAGAAAACCUCCAUCCCCCGAGGCCAGAUCAUCUUCAGACCCUUCAACAUGAAACGGAUUGAGCCUGUCAGCAUCCUCUUUGCAGAUAUCGUGGGCUUCACUAAAAUGUCUGCCAACAAGUCUGCUCAUGCCCUUGUUGGACUUCUAAACGACCUGUUCGGACGAUUUGAUAGACUCUGUGAGCUCACUGGUUGCGAAAAGAUCAGCACUCUAGGAGACUGUUAUUAUUGUGUGGCUGGUUGUCCUGAGCCCAGACCAGAUCAUGCUUAUUGCUGCGUGGAGAUGGGCCUGGGCAUGAUUCAGGCUAUUGAACAGUUCUGCCAGGAGAAGAGGGAGAUGGUGAACAUGAGGGUGGGUGUCCACACUGGCACCGUACUGUGCGGUAUCCUGGGCAUGAAACGCUUUAAGUUCGAUGUUUGGUCAAACGACGUCAACCUGGCAAACCUAAUGGAGCAACUUGGUGUUGCUGGGAAGGUCCACCUAUCAGAGGCCACUGCUAACUUCCUGGAUGAUCGCUACCAGCACGAGGAUGGACAAGUCAUGGAGAGAAUAGGACAGAGUGUGGUGGCUGACCAGCUGAAAGGCUUAAAGACCUAUCUGAUUUCUGGCAGGAAGAUGGAGGCACACGCCCUCUGUACCUGUUCCCAAAUAGGAUUUGCUGGGACGGAGCAAGCAGAUCCUCAUGGUCCCGCAUCCAGAGUCCACACGCCUGAUGGAGCCCCUUCGGCCUGCGCCCUUUCACAAGACAGAGCCAAGUCCCCCUGUCUUUCCUGCAGUGUGGCCCUGAUAGCAGGGGAGGAUCAGGUCCUGGAAGAAGGCAUGGUGCACAAUGGCUGCCAUGACGACCACAAGACAGAGAGUGGCAAGGAUUCUUCAAACCUGAAGUCCUCCCCAGCAGUUUCUGCAGGGUGCAACCCCAAGGCUCUAAACGGGUUGCUUAGUCCUCGGUUAGAAGCCUUGACAAACAGCCAGACGUCACUCUGUGAGAUGCUGCAGGAGAAGGAGAAGAAGACAUGGAGUGGAGGAGCCAUGGGCAUGGAUCACUCAGCACUCUUACCUCUGCGAUCCAAGAACUUCAGGGAGAGGAGUGAUGCUCACUUUGUUGAUGUUAUCAAGGAAGACAGUCUGAUGAAGGACUAUUUUUACAAACCUCCAAUAAACAAACUGAGCCUCACUUUCCUGGAGAAGAGCCUGGAGUCUGCUUACCGGAAAAGCUACCAGGAGGAGGUGCAGACUCAAGCAGCAGUGCAGACAUUUGCCAGCCCGACAUUCAGUUCUUUCCUGGACAUGCUCUUGUGCUGUUUAGUAUUUCUGGCUCUUUCACUGGCCUGUUUCCUUCAGCCACUUGUUACCCAGCAGCACCUAUCCACACCAGCGCUCAGUCUGACAGCUGUAGCCACAGUUCUGGAGGCUCUGGCUCUGCUGAUAUCCAUACGUAUGGCUUUCUAUCUGGAUAGUGUUCUGAGGUGCACUCGGAUGCUGAUGACAGCCGUCUCAGGCUGGAUAGCACGCCACUUUAUAGGAGCCGUCCUGGUGUCCCUGCCUGCUGUGGCAGUAUACUCCCAUGUCACUUGUGACAUGCAUCUCUCCAUUCAGUUUACUAUGUUCAUCUGCUGUGCUGUCAUCAUAGCUAUUAUUCAGUAUUGUAACUUCUGCCAGCUCAGCUACUGGAUGCGUUCAACACUAGCAACACUGGUGGGACUGGCAUUGCUUGCUUUGCUCUUCAGCACCCCCUGCAGUGUUGCUAAGAAUCUGUUUUUCUGGUCUGAUGGCCAGAACAACAGCAACAGCAACACCUCCUUUGUCGUUGACAGCACACUAGACCUUGACCCACAGUCCCACCCACAGGAUCUUCUGGGCCGUGAGGCCUGUGUGGCCUUUUUCCUGCUCCUUCUCUUGGUCUGGUUUCUUAAUCGUGAGUUUGAGGUCAGCUACCGCCUGCAUUACCACGGCAAUGUGGAAGCUGAUCAGCACCGCAUCAAGAUUCAGAACAUGAGGGACCAGGCCGACUGGCUGCUACGCAAUAUCAUUCCCAUCCAUGUGGCUGAGCAGCUCAAGGUUACCCAGAGCUACUCCAAGAACCAUGACAACGUGGGUGUAAUAUUUGCCAGCAUUGUUAACUUCAGUGAAUUUUAUGAAGAAAGCUAUGAGGGAGGUAAGGAGUGCUAUCGUGUUCUCAAUGAGCUAAUUGGAGACUUUGAUGAGCUCCUACGGAAGCCCGCCUUUGCAAAUAUCGAAAAGAUCAAGACCAUCGGUGCCACUUACAUGGCAGCAGCAGGGCUCAAUGCUCAGCAGUGCGCAGAUGCAGCACAUCCUCACGCUCACCUCCGAGCUCUUUUUGAAUUUGCCCUUGAAAUGAUGCAUGUGGUGGAUGACUUUAACAAGAACAUGUUAGGGUUUGGCUUCAAGCUUCGUAUUGGAUUCAAUCACGGACCUCUAACAGCAGGUGUGAUUGGCACCACUAAGCUUCUCUACGAUAUCUGGGGCGACACAGUCAACAUUGCCAGCCGCAUGGAUACGACAGGUGUGGAGUGUCGUGUCCAGGUCAGUGAAGAGAGCUAUUGCGUGCUCAGUGGCAUGGAUUAUGAGUUUGAUUAUCGUGGAACAGUUAAUGUCAAGGGCAAAGGUCAGAUGAAGACUUUCCUUUAUCCUAAAAGCAGUGACAGUGGACCUGUGCCUCAGUACCAGCUCUCGGUCUCACCAGAGAUUCGAGCACAGGUGGACGGUAGCAUUGGGCGCUCACCCACUGACGAAAUCGCUAGCAUGGUCCCUGCAACCAGCACAACUGCAAGUAGUACUAAUACUAUAGUACCCAGCGCCAGCACUGGUUCCCCUAGUACAACAGGGCUUACUCAUGUGAAAGAGGUAGACAGCCGUGAAAGACGUCCCAAAACAGAAGCUUCUGCUGCAAGGCGAUCGAAGUCUCACACUGGCCUGACAUCUAUACAUAUAACCAAUCUAGAAGGACCCCCUCUUUUGUCAGAUAACAAACAAGUUAUCAUUUCAGCCCAGCAAGACACACCCCAAAGGCCAACGAAUCCCCUGAAAGGUAUCAAGAAGGACAACUAUGAGAAGGACUCUGGUGAUAAUGUUGGCGAGUUAACCAGACUCUAGAAAUUUGCAACAGUGGCGCCUUCAUCAUCGACCCUCUACCCUUUAAGCUCACGUUCCUGCCAGCUGGCAGGUGUAGAAUCACUGUACGUUUGGUCCUACUUAAGUUGGAGAUUGAGGAUGUGAAAAGACCCUGAGGUCUCUUCUCACCAGCUAAGAAGCAGGUGUUUGUGUGUGUGUGUGUAAAUAUAGCCGUUUUCACACAUGCACCGCAGUACAGAAUUUUUACUAGACUUUAUCCGAUGGAGCUGCAUGUAGGAGCACAAACGUCUGGUCAGACAUCAGAUUGGUUUUCCUCUGUUAGCUCCUGAGCGCAAAAUGUACGUAAUGUCCAAAUGAGCCUGUGUAAAAGCAGAAAAAAACAGUUAUGAGAAUUCACAGCAAAGAAUGGACAUUGUGCGCCCUGCUUCCUGCACACUCGUAAACAAAGCAGCACCUCCAUCUAAACCAGACGGAGUAUCUCCAGUAGCGUGAAGUGGACUGUCACCUGCUGCAUGUGAGAAAGGACAAUUGCAGAUGUCCUGAUGGGAUUCAUGUGUGAAAACGGCUCACGAUUGGCUGAUGUUAUCAAGAGUGCAGGGUGGACCGCAAAGAUGGUCUCAGGCAGGAACGCACAAGAAAAGGGAAAACGUGACAGCUGACUGAACCGUCGCUUGCCUGUCACAGAUCCCAUUGUCUGCCAUUAACUUAUUUGAUUAUCUUUAAACCUUUAAUCUUGAUUAUUUCUUUCCUAUGUCUUUUUAAGUGCCUUUAGAAUAGAAUAAUAUGUAGACUAAGCCUUUAUAAAUAAGGGAAUAACAACACAAAGGGAAAAUUGUAAAUUAGAACAUUUUUUUGGGGAAAAAAAAAAGCUUUGCUUUUGUUACAGGUUUACUUUUUAAACUAUGCUUUGCUAUGAUAUUUUUGCCUUUUAUUAAAGAGAAAAGCAACAAUGUGUGAAACAUCACAGUAUGUGACAAGCGAAGGGCAACGCUGUGUACGAGUAAAAUGCACUGCACUAAAACCCUGCAGAGCCUGUGCCCAUAUUCUUCUUGAAAACCAGAAAAACCUUCAUAAAAGGCACAACAGGAACUAAUCAGUACGGGCUAAAGGCAGACGAGGCUGAGCUGUGAGUUGCCGUGUGAGUGUAUUGCUCUUAUGCAGUGUGUGUCUGUGUCAAUGUGUCUGUAUAGUGAGCUCACGUAGACUUUAAUAAGGGGAGGUGCCUAUGAGUUACUCAAAUGACUGAAACUGCAGGUUUACAAAUAGGAAUGGCCUUGGGGGGGGGGGUUGUUUGCUGACGUGGCAGCUUUUUCCUCUGGCCUCAGUUAAGAUCGUUGUAUUGUCUCAGUCCUGAGGCGUGAUGGUUUUAACUACAAUUAAUCAGCAUGCUUGCAGCAUCAUAGGCUAACUGCUACUAGUGUUUGUGCCCUCUGCACGUGAUCCAGAUUCGUGUAGGAGCUCAAACUGUAUUUAGUGAGUAUUUUAAUGGAUCCUACAAAACACUGGCGCACCUAUAGAGUGUCUUAAAUCGUGUUUUUUUUUUCUUUUUUUAAGAUGGAUAAGGGAAUAAUACUGCCUAGGUUUGCUAUGGAUUAUACUGUGUGUUAGUUGAUUGCGUUUUUAGGACAUGGCUGAUCAAAGUGGAAUGUCACAAAUAAAAUGUGUUUAAUAGUGUUAAUUGUUACACAAAAACUUGAACUUUUUAUCUGAGGCGUCUUCUCUACUUUCUGUUGUUUAAAGGACAUUACUGGAUGCAAACAGCUGGACGCUUUUACCGCUUCAUACUUUCAGUGGCAUGAAAGCUAACCUAACGGCACUGUAAAUGCAAACGGCAGUGCACCAAAAGUAUUUCAUAAAAGUGUUUCUGCGCUUUUUACAUUCCCUGAAAUGUUUUUUCCUAUAAUGCCACAACAUUUUUCAUCUCUCUUGCUGUUACAUAUUCUCUCU
Messenger RNA from Archocentrus centrarchus (flier cichlid), 6471 nucleotides. It is a transcript of the gene adcy9b, whose product is annotated as adenylate cyclase 9. Gene Ontology annotation, molecular function: adenylate cyclase activity. Gene Ontology annotation, cellular component: plasma membrane. The record is from RefSeq and is a predicted model, not a curated record. Lineage: Eukaryota; Metazoa; Chordata; Actinopteri; Cichliformes; Cichlidae. Gene Ontology annotation, biological process: cyclic nucleotide biosynthetic process; intracellular signal transduction; adenylate cyclase-activating G protein-coupled receptor signaling pathway.